Asterias rubens (European starfish) is the source of this 1124-nucleotide messenger RNA. RefSeq names its product fatty acid hydroxylase domain-containing protein 2-like. Gene Ontology annotation, molecular function: C-4 methylsterol oxidase activity; iron ion binding. Gene Ontology annotation, biological process: sterol biosynthetic process. Lineage: Eukaryota; Metazoa; Echinodermata; Asteroidea; Forcipulatida; Asteriidae. The record is from RefSeq and is a predicted model, not a curated record. Bases 52 to 1047 code for a protein of 331 amino acids. The transcript has 6 exons.
CUGCUACUCCGUAUACACGAAAACGUAGACCCAGCGGGAAAAAGUUCUACAAUGGAAACGGACAUGACGGAUAAUACUCUGAAAAAGUGCAAGGAUGGCGGUAGCAUGGCAGGCAGUUUCAAAAUGAUGGUUGUCAUGACAGCUGGUAUUUUGAUCUUUUUUGUUGCCGCCAAAAACUCCAUUACGUGGAUGCUUCAGCAGUUCCUAUUCGUCAGUGGCAACUUUUGGACCAGCCUGUACAAAAGUAUCUACAACCUAUUUGGCGGCAACGAGUUCUUAUUGGUUUCUUUAGGGACUAUGAUGACGUUGUCCAUAUUCUACUGGUCAUUCGUCUCUGUCAUGAUAUUCGUUGAUGCAACGGGGAAGCCAGAUUGGAUUCAUAAGUACAAGAUACAACCGGACUACAACAUACCAGUGGAUUCAUACAAACUCAAAAGAGCCUUCAAGAGAACCUUCUUCAACAACACCGUGAUCAGCCUGCCGUAUUGCUUCUUGACCGAGUGGCUGUUCAGGCUCCGUGGGUGCAGCGCGUCGACGACCCUGCCUGAGUUCCACACCGUCCUGCUUGAGAUGUUGGUGUUCUUCGCAGUGCAGGAGAUUGGGUUCUACUAUUCGCAUCGUUUACUGCACCACGGAUGGUUUUACAAGAACAUCCAUAAACGGCACCACGAGUACACGUCCCCGUUUGCAGUGUCCAACUUUGACGUCCACCCCCUGGAACACGUUGUGAGCAACCUUGCUCCCAUGCUGGCUGGUCCAAUCAUUGUAGGCUCUCAUGUCGCCACAAUGUGGAUGUGGUUUGUCAUGGGUUUAUUCAACAGCAUCUCGGCUCACAGCGGGUAUCACUUGCCCUUCCUGCCGUCAAAUGAGCCGCACGAUUUCCACCAUCUCAAGUUUGUCAACAACUUCGGUACAUGGGGAAUUCUCGAUCGCCUCCACGGGACGGACGCUCUGUUUCGACAGUCUAAGCAGUACCAAAAUCAUCGUAUCUUAUUGGGAUUGACACCUGCUCGCGAAUUGGCCAAUGAUUCUAAGGACGUCAAUUAGAUUCAAAACACCAGGGCCCAAUUUCAUGGCUCUGCUUACCGUAAGCACAGAAUCGGCGCUUACGGAAGCAGGGAAUU